Molecule: messenger RNA, 1761 nt
Organism: Gasterosteus aculeatus aculeatus (three-spined stickleback)
Lineage: Eukaryota; Metazoa; Chordata; Actinopteri; Perciformes; Gasterosteidae
Source: RefSeq, a predicted model, not a curated record
UGAUCAACAGACAAGUGGACCUUAUGAGGAUAUAACAUGACUUGAAUUCCUGCACAUAACUUCCUUGUUCUACCUUCAUAUAAUUAAAUCAGCUCUCUUUAUUUUGAAAAUGGAAACGCUAAGUGACGGAGUGUGAUCCUGCUUUUUCUCUUACUCAUAGUAAUAAAACGACAGAAGAAAUGGAAAUAGAGGUGAUUGACUUCAUCAUCCUGAUGGCCAUGUCAGGUUUGAUCAAAGGAGCUGGUGUGCUGCCAGAUGGUCCUCUGAACGCAGCUGUGGGAGAGACAGUGAUGUUCAACCCAACUCUGACUUCAUCAGAAACACUAUUUUAUGUGUCGUGGAUAUUUGGUGAUAAUAUAAUAAUUCAAUACAAUACCUAUGGUCCCAACAACACUGAUCCGGAGUACGAGGGCAGGAUCUUCAUAUCUAAUGGAUCUCUGGAGCUCAGGAACGUGACUUCUAAUGACAGUGGACAGUACAGCGUUAUCAUUGUUCGAGAUGGAGGAAAGAUAGCGGUAGGGGUCACAGAACUGGACGUUAAUGACGGCUCUGCAGGUCUUUCAGUUGGGGCCAUUUCUGGAAUAGUUAUCCUUUGUUUAGCAGCUUCUUCUGCUGGAGCAGGUGGAGGCUACUAUAUUUAUAAGAAAAAAAUCAACAAGAAAGCUACGCCCCGCCCAGAAAGUAACGUUAACGCUUCACACCGGCGAGCUGAGUGGGCGGAGCCUAAUUCUCCCAGAACGGACGUUGUUUGUACAACAGAACAAGAAGGAUCUGUGUACGAGAACACGAAAAACAUGUAUGAAAACUGAAAACUCAACAAUCGUCUAUUCCUUAAAAAGGCUACUUGAAAGACGAAGAGCUCCACAACAAGACGACAAAUUUAUCAGACACAACAUCGCUGUGACAGAACGUUGUAACCUCUCAUUCAUAAAUUCAGCCCGUCUGUGUUGUGAAGCACUUUGGAUCUUUGGGGCUUCCGUGCCCUCCAUCUGACGCAACGUCGUUACUAAGCAACAACACGUUGUUUGGCGGUCAGUUUUUGCGCGGUAUUUCCUUUCCCGCAACUAGUCAGAGUCAGAGCCAAUCAGAGCCAUUGUCUCUUAGAGAGUUUGUACAAAGUUUAAAAGUAACCACAUAGGUCCAGUCUACACAUCUCACAACUCUUUGCUGUUCUGGCUCAGGAAUAGUGGAAUGAGCUCUCUGAUGACAUCAGGACCGCAGAGAGCCUUCACAUCUUACAGGACACACCUCUUCAGACUAUGACUUGACUAAAAACACAAUACAAAUUCUAGCACUUAAUUUGUACCUAUAACGGCUCUUGUCUAUAACCAGCUGUAAAUAGGCUUAUUUAAUGAAAUUGCACUUUCUUGUUUCUUGUUCUUUUUAGUUUGUAUCCUUAUGGUUAAAAUGCACUUAUUGUAAGUCGCUUUGGAUAAAUCAGCUAAAUGACAUAUAAUGUAAUGUAACAUAAUGUUUCACUGCUUGAAUUGAUCAAAUUUCUGAUUAUGAGUAAUAGACAUAUACUGAUCCGCCCAUACACACACUUACACAUUUAACUUGUCUGUGAUACUUUGUCGGGCAGGGGGCAGUGUGAGUUUUUGCCUUGAUUAUUCAAUUCAAUUCAAGAUAGUUAAAAUAAUAAUAGAUAAAUAAAUCACAUAACAAUGACAAUUGAAAUAAAGCAUUGAAUGUGUCAAUUGAUAUUAAGAAACUAUGAUGUAUGUUGGUCUGUAUUCAAUAAACACUUUGUGUAGAUCCUCA